AUGGUAAAGCAGAAUCGGCUGGGUCUCCAAGCUGCUACACCUGGAGACAACGUGGCUGUCCCCAUCACAGCAGUGGUCAGGGGUAGAGGGGAUACCAGGGACAUCCUUGGUGUUAUCAUUAAUAGAGAUUUAGUACAAGCACCUGUCAAAGUGGGCAGUGGGAUUGCUUCAGUCUUAAUUGUCCUGGAAUGUAAUGAAUACACAUUUGACAAAUAUGGCACCGUUUACUACAAUGGAAUUAAAACAGAAAUUAUGCGAGCAGAUGGAUUAUGUGGCACCUUCAAUGGUAACGCCGAUGACGAUUUUCUAUCUAUGCAGAGGGUUGUGGAAAAUACGCAUGUUGCUUUCACUGAUACUUGGAAGACUAUUACUGAUUGUCCAAAUCCAAAUGUGAUUUCUACUUGCUUAAGCAUAGACAGCGAAUUCUACGCCAAAUCGCAAUGUGCCUACUUAAAAGAUGUUUCAUCUGUUUUUGGUGUGUGUCAUCCAGUCGUGGAUGUUGACAAAUACUAUGAAAUGUGCAAGGCUGUUGCCUGUAGCUGUCAGAACAUUGAUGACUGCAUCUGUGCUGCAAUGGGAGCAUAUGCUCAUGAAUGUGCUAAAAAUAAUGUGAUCAUGUACAACUGGAGAAGUAAAAUUUGUGACUGCAUUGAAAAGCUAUUUAUGGACUGUAGUGUUGUUGGCUUAUGUAGGAAAACCUGCCGAACGCUAAAGACACCAUGUCCAACUCCAUGUGUACCUGGUUGCAUCUGUCCCAAUGGUCUUGUCGAAGACAACAAUGGAAACUGCAUUGCCCCUGUAGAAUGCUCUUGUUCGUUUGGUGGUGAAACUUAUCAUUCUGGAAGCACAAUUCGAAGUGAUUGCAAUAACUGCACAUGCCAGGGUGGAUCAUGGCAAUGCACUGAAAAUCCAUGCCCGAAGACCUGUCUUGUUUUUGGAGAUGGGCAUUAUAGAACCUUUGAUGGGAAAAGAUACAACUAUGAUGGCAACUGUGAAUAUAUUUUUGUUGAAGAUGAGUGCAACCAAAAAGAAGGUACAUUCCAAAUACUGAUAGAGAGUGUUCCAUGCUGUGAAAAUGGAGUGACAUGUUCAAGAAACAUCAGAAUUAUAAUUGAGGGUAAAGAAUUAAUAAUGCUGAAUGGAAAUACAAUAAUUGAGAAGUUUCCAAAUCAAACCCACUGCUCAGAGCAUUCCUAUUCACUUCACUCUGUUGGGCUCUAUAUAACUCUUACAUUUUCGAAUGGAAUUACUAUGAUAUGGGAUAAACGUACAAGACUUUCAGUCACACUGGAUCCAAAAUGGAAUAACAAAAUAUGCGGUCUCUGUGGAAAUUCCAAUGGUAACGUUGAAGAUGAUCUAACUACAAAAGAGAACUCCUUGGUAACCAGCAGCAUUGAACAUGGAAAUACUUGGAAGUCUAUGCUGUCAUGCUCCAAUGUGUUAAAUGACACAUUUCCUUGUGACAGAAAUCCAUAUUGUUUAGCAUGGGCACAAAAGAAAUGUGCCCUUCUAAAAGGUUCAGUGUUUGAACCCUGCCAUUCAAAGGUCGACUUAAUGCCCUAUUAUGACGCUUGUGUCCAAGAGGCUUGUGCCUGUGACAUGGAAGGAAAAUACCUUGGUUUCUGUACCGCUGUAGCAGUAUAUGCAGAAGCCUGUAAUAAAGAAGGUGCUUGCAUUCAUUGGAGAACACCGGAAAUAUGUCCUGUAUUUUGUGACUAUUAUAAUGAUCCUGAUGAAUGCAGCUGGCACUAUAAACCAUGUGGGACUAUAACGUCAAAAACAUGCAGCGACCAUUACAUCGGCAAGAAGUUCUCUGCAAUACUCGAAGGUUGCUAUGCAAAAUGCCCAGAGAAUGCUCCUUAUUUGGAUGAAAACAUAAUGAAGUGUGUUAAUUUAUCUGACUGUUCUUGUUAUUACAAUGGACAAAUACUGCAACCAGGUGAAACAACAAAGAAUGAUUGUGAAGAAUGCAUUUGCACGAAUGGAAAGCCUGAAUGUGGAGAAAGAAUAAUUAACGCCCCAACGACGAGCACAGCAGGAUCAACAAGAACUCCGUCAACAACUGUUACCCAGUCAAGCGGAACAACAAAAACAAGCGCAACUCCAUUAAUCCAAUCUAUCAUCACUGAAACAACAACUAAUGCCCCAAGGCCAAGUACAGCAGAAACACCGGCUAAUACCUCAACGCCAAGCACAGCAGAAUCAACAACAACUCCGUCAACAACAAUAAGUACAACCACUGUUACCCAUUCAAGCGGAAUAACAAAAACAAGCAGAAUUCCAUUAAUCCAACCUAUCAUCACUGAAACACCGACUAAUGCCUCAACGCUAAGCACAGCAGGAACAACAAAAACAAGCAGAGUUCCAUUAAUCCAACCUAUCAUCACUGAAGAAACACCGACUAAUGCCCCAACGCCAAGCACAGCAGAAUCAACAACAACUCCGUCAACAACAAUAAGUACAACCACUGUUACCCAGUCAAGCGGAACAACAAAAACAAGCAAAAUUCGAUUAUUCCAACCUAUCAUCACUGAAGAAACACCGACUAAUGCCUCAACGCUAAGCACAGCAGAAUCAACAACAACUCCGUCAACAACAAUAAGUACAACCACUGUUACCCAGUCAAGCGGAACAACAAAAACAAGCAAAAUUCGAUUAUUCCAACCUAUCAUCACUGUAGAAACACCGACUAAUGCCUCAACGCCAAGCACAGCAGAAUCAACAACAACUCCCUCAACAACAAUAAGAACAACCACUGUUACCCAGUCAAGCGGAACAACAAAAACAAGCAAAAUUCGAUUAAUCCAACAUAUCAUCACUGAAACACCGACUAUUGCCUCAACGCCAAGCACAGCAGAAUCAAAAACAACUCCGUCAACAACAAUAAGUACAACCACUGUUACCCAGUCAAGCGGAACAACAAAAACAAGCAGAGUUCCACUAAUCCAACCUAUCAUCACUGAAAUACAAACUAUUGCCUCAACGCCAAGCACAGCAGAAUCAACAACAACUCCGUCAACAACAAUAAGUACAACCACUGUUACCCAUUCAAGCGGAACAACAAAAACAAGCAGAGUUCCACUAAUCCAACCUAUCAUCACUGAAACACCGGCUAAUACCUCAACGCCAAGCACAGCAGAAUCAACAACAACUCCGUCAACAACAAUAAGUACAACCACUGUUACCCAGUCAAGCGGAACAACAAAAACAAGCAAAAUUCGAUUAAUCCAACAUAUCAUCACUGAAACACCGGCUAAUACCUCAACGCCAAGCACAGCAGAAUCAACAACAACUCCGUCAACAACAAUAAGUACAACCACUGUUACCCAGUCAAGCGGAACAACAAAAAGAAGCAGAGUUCCAUUAAUCCAACCUAUCAUCACUGAAACACCGACUAUUGCCUCAACGCCAAGCACAGCAGAAUCAACAACAACUCCAUCAACAACAAUAAGUACAACCACUGUUACCCAUUCAAGCGGAACAACAAAAACAAGCAGAGUUCCACUAAUCCAACCUAUCAUCACUGAAUCAACAACAACUCCGUCAACAACAAUAAGUACAACCACUGUUACCCAGUCAAGCGGAACAACAAAAACAAGCAAAAUUCGAUUAAUCCAACAUAUCAUCACUGAAACACCGACUAUUGCCUCAACGCCAAGCACAGCAGAAUCAACAACAACUCCGUCAACAACAAUAAGUACAACCACUGUUACCCAGUCAAGCGGAACAACAAAAACAAGCAAAAUUCGAUUAAUCCAACAUAUCAUCACUGAAGAAACACCGGCUAAUACCUCAACGCCAAGCACAGCAGAAUCAACAACAACUCCGUCAACAACAAUAAGUACAACCACUGUUACCCAGUCAAUAGGAACAACAAAAACAAGCAGAGUUCCACUAAUCCAACCUAUCAUCACUGAAUCAACAACAACUCCGUCAACAACAAUAAGUACAACCACUGUUACCCAGUCAAGCGGAACAACAAAAACAAGCAGAGUUCCACUAAUCCAACCUAUCAUCACUGAAACACCGGCUAAUACCUCAACGCCAAGCACAGCAGAAUCAACAACAACUCCAUCAACAACAAUAAGUACAACCACUGUUACCCAUUCAAGCGGAACAACAAAACCAAGCAGAGUUCCACUAAUCCAACCUAUCAUCACUGAAUCAACAACAACUCCGUCAACAACAAUAAGUACAACCACUGUUACCCAGUCAAGCGGAACAACAAAAACAAGCAAAAUUCGAUUAAUCCAACAUAUCAUCACUGAAACACCGACUAUUGCCUCAACGCCAAGCACAGCAGAAUCAACAACAACUCCAUCAACAACAAUAAGUACAACCACUGUUACCCAUUCAAGCGGAACAACAAAAACAAGCAGAGUUCCACUAAUCCAACCUAUCAUCACUGAAACACCGACUAUUGCUUCAACGCUAAGCACAGCAGGACAACCAAUUGCAGCCUUAAUAACCAGUGUGGCAGGGAUGUUUUGUCAUGGUAUAUGGACUGAAUGGAUCAAUACAAAUGUGCCAAGUCUUGCAAAAAAAAAUGAUGAGGAAUUAUUGGAUCCAAUACGUAGCACAAUCUGUAAUUCUUCUACACAUAUUACUAACAUUCAAUGUGAAUCUCUCAAGUUCCCCAAUCUUCCAAUUAGUGAAACAGAGGAUAACGUAACAUGUGAUAUAAAAAAGGGACUUGUUUGUAAUUACAAUGGACGGAAUUCAGAGGAUCACUUGAUGUGCUUGGACUACAGAAUUAGAGUAUGCUGUGAAUCUAGACAAUCAACGGCAGCCACAACCAAAGAUGCUAAUUACAUAAUACAUUCAAGCAAUAGGACUACUAUAAAUACUGCAACUACCCCACCAACUGAAGAAUGUUAUUGUAAUUCAAUACCACGAAGAAAGUGUAAUGAAACAUGGAGAGAAAACUGCACAACUUUUACUUGUGUGAAAGAAGAAACCUAUAACAUCAGCUAUGACUCAUGUGAAGUUUCUGAGAAGCCUGUGUGUCUCAGUGGUCUUGGACCCGUUAGAGUACCAUCUGAAAAUGGAUGCUGUGCGAAAUGGGAGUGUGACUGUGAAUGUCAAGUAUGGGGAGAUCCACAUUAUCGUACAUUUGAUAGACUGCAUUACAACUUUUUUGAAAAUUGUACAUACGUUCUUGUGGAAGAAAUAGUUCCGAAAUACAAUUUUUCGGUUAUACUGGAUAAUUAUUUUUGCUUAAAGCAAGUGCCUAAAUCUUGUCCAAAAACAUUAAUUAUCUACUUCAAAGGAAAUGUCUUGCAUUUUUCAACUGGAAAUAAAAUUACGGUAGCUGUUAAUGGAAUGCCUGUGAAUUUUCCCUACAAUUCACUUGGAUUUAACAUUUCAGAAUUGGUUGGUAGCAUAUAUAUUUCAAUAUCUGAGAUCCGAACAACCAUUACUGGUUUUCAAAAUAACUUUAGAAUCAGAAUCGCGGAAAUUUUUUUCCUGAAUAAUACUCAAGGACAGUGUGGAUCCUGUUCUAGAAAUAGAAAUGAUGAAUGCAUGAGAAGGAAUGGAACAAUUGAGCCUUCUGACUGUUGCCAUAAAACUGCAUAUGAUUGGAAGGUUGAUGACCCCAAUAAACCUUAUUGUAAAUCAGCCCCUACAAAUGUGCCGUGUGUUCCACCUCCACCCCUCCCAGAAUGCAAAUUUGGGAAAACAGUGUGUGAUGUCUUAACAGGAAGUGUACUGGAGAAAUGUAAAGUGGAGAAAGAACUUCAAGAUUAUUUUGAGGCUUGCCAAUAUGACCACUGCAGAAUAAAUUCUACAAAGAUUGACUGUUCCAGUUUGGAAGUUGCUGCCAUGUCAUGUAAAGGAGCUGGGAUAUGUGUAGAUUGGAGAAAAUUUACAAAUGGAUCAUGUGAAUAUGCCUGCCCUAAAGAUUUCAUCUAUAAACCAUGUGAACUGCAUGAUAACAAUUAUUGUAAAAACAAUAUUGUAAUGCCUGGGCAGAUCUUUAGCCCUGCUGUGGAAGGUUGCUUUUGUCCCAAUGGAAUGGUAUUAUCAGAGGAUAAGACACAGUGCGUGACUUCCUGCACCAGAUGUAAAGACAGCUCAGGAAAUUUAAGAUAUGAUGGAGAAGCUUGGGAUCAUCCGAAUGAUACGUGUGUUCACUACAAAUGUAAAGAUGGUACAAUCACAGAAACAAUAAUAAAAUGCUCACACCAACCUGCCUGCUCUGAGUCCAAUAAGAAAUGGGAUACAGUUCAUUGCUGCUUUGAAUGUGAAAAUGAAGAUAACUGCACCAUUGAAUCUCAACAAAUUAUGAUUUCCAAAGAUAAUUGUUCAGCAGAACUUGAAGUGAACAUUUGUCAUGGGUAUUGUAACUCUUUUGCUAAAAUUAGCCUGUACACAAAUGACAUGGAUUACAACUGCCAAUGCUGCCAAGAAAAUGAUGUUACAGUGGAAAUAGCAACACUUCACUGUGUCAAUGGAACUACUACAAAUUAUGAAUAUACUUCCUUGAAGUCAUGCCAGUGCAAUGUCUGUGAAAUUAAGUAGCAAAUGUCUGUUGUAUGCAAGCAAUUAAUUUCUGGAACCUAGGACGAUGAUACUUGAAAGAGUGCAUUCAAUUUUGUCAUUUCUGUCUUAUUCCUAUUAAUCUCAUGUCACUUGAAAGUAAACAGAAAGUCCUUCUAGGCAUACAUUAAUUCUAUAUACUUUUCAAAUUAUUAUGGGGUGGUGGAAUAUUUAUCAUAUUUCUAUUGUAUAUUAGAAAUUGGUCAGCCUUUGUGCAGUUGGAUUAAUCAAUAAAGAUGUUCAGGUAA
This is a messenger RNA of Callorhinchus milii (elephant shark), 6788 nucleotides long. Its product is annotated as mucin-19-like. The record is from RefSeq and is a predicted model, not a curated record. NCBI's taxonomy places the organism in Eukaryota, Metazoa, Chordata, Chondrichthyes, Chimaeriformes, Callorhinchidae. Bases 1 to 6522 code for a protein of 2173 amino acids. Gene Ontology annotation, molecular function: protein binding. Gene Ontology annotation, cellular component: extracellular matrix. The transcript has 82 exons.